Messenger RNA from Sinocyclocheilus grahami, 1432 nucleotides. RefSeq names its product Krueppel-like factor 4. Gene Ontology annotation, biological process: regulation of transcription by RNA polymerase II. Gene Ontology annotation, molecular function: DNA-binding transcription factor activity, RNA polymerase II-specific; RNA polymerase II cis-regulatory region sequence-specific DNA binding. Bases 10 to 1212 code for a protein of 400 amino acids. The record is from RefSeq and is a predicted model, not a curated record. The transcript has 3 exons. NCBI's taxonomy places the organism in Eukaryota, Metazoa, Chordata, Actinopteri, Cypriniformes, Cyprinidae.
ACACUUUUGAUGGCUAUGUCUUUGAGAGACUUACCUUGUCUUGUUCCCUCUUCCCUCUGCAUGUCUCUGUGUGUUUGGAAUAAGAGAUGGAAGGAGGAGAUUUCUCACCUGAAAUGCCCCUGCAUGUCUACAGGUGGGACCUGCACUGACCAGGACGUCCCUUCCGUAAUGACUAAGAAGGAGCCAGAAGACCUGGACCUGUUGGACUAUGAUUUUAUCCUGUCGAACAGCAUGCUUCAACAACAACAACAACAACAACAACAGCAGGAGGCCUUAAUGGCCAGCACCUCCAGAACUCUUCCGCCUUCACCUACGCCCUACCCCUAUCCGAUGCCCUCUCCUCAGGGACAAGAGUCCAGCAUGUUGUACAACAUCCCGGACAUCAGCGACGUAUCUCCCUCGGGAGGUUUUGUCGCCGAGUUGAUGAGGCCGGAGCUGGAUCCUGCAUAUCUUCAGCCCACGAGCCUCCACGGAAGGUUUGUGGUGAAGACCACCAUGGACAUGACCGAUUACAGCCAAGGGCUUAGUAAGGGAGGCUCAAUGUCGGACUCUUCCUCCCUGCCGUUUGCAUGUCCUAGGAUAAAGCAGGAGCAUCCUAGCACUUGUGGCAUCACCCGACCGAUGGAUCUCCAUCUGGGGGUGAACUCGCGGCCUGGAGUCAGCCAGAGACCGCUGCUGGAGCCUCAAGGUUUCAGCACGGCCCAAAGGGCCAUGGGGCCCAGUCGCUCUUCCACUUCCUCUCUGUCUCCGGACGAGCAUCCUCAAGCUCAGGUUCUGGGGCCCCCUCCGAUCUCCUUGGCCCCGGAAUAUCACCCCUCGCCGGGUUAUUCUGGCUUUCCACAGCCUCCCGCCCAGUCAAUGCAGUACCAAGAGCUGAUUUCUCCAGCCGAGGGUUUGCCUGAAGAGUCCAAGCCCAAGCGGGGUCGGCGCACCUGGCCGAGGAAGCGGAUAGCGUCGCACAUGUGUGACUACAUAGGCUGUGGCAAAACAUACACCAAGAGCUCCCAUCUCAAAGCCCACCACAGGACUCACACAGGAGAAAAGCCGUAUCACUGUGACUGGGAGGGAUGUGGCUGGAAAUUCGCCCGUUCGGACGAGCUCACGAGGCAUUACAGAAAGCACACGGGCCAUCGGCCGUUUCAGUGCCAGAAAUGCGACCGAGCCUUUUCCCGAUCCGACCACCUCGCGCUGCACAUGAAACGCCAUCUAUAACCAAGACUGGAAGACCCCCCAAAAAAGUCAAGAUAUUAAUGGACUAGUGAACCAUGUGUUGCCUUUGAACAAGAGUCAGUGAAACUAGAGCUCCAUGACAAGCUGUCGUCCACAGCAUCAGGGUUGGGACUUUUCGUGUUCGUUUUCUUGAUUUUUUAAGUUGGCCGAGAGAGCUCAACGUGCUGCAAAUGAAAAAACACAUGCAAAUUAAGAAAACAUC